AUGGCGGAUUCUAUGAACCCUCCCCUCUCGUACGAGGCCUCAGCCACAACUACUCAUCCGCAUGUCGGGACUACCCUCCCAACGGAGGUGAUUUCAUGUCUGAAGAAUUCUCGAUUCCUUCACCUUGCAACAUGUGAUGGCUUGACCCCGCACAUCUCGCUCAUGUCCUACACCUACCUCCCCUCGACUCCCUAUGACCCGUAUCCGACGAUUAUCAUGACCACCAACCCUUCCUCUCGCAAAACCAACCAUCUGCUCACCAACCCUCGCGUGUCCCUUUUGGUCCAUGACUGGGUUUCGCACCGUCCGCCUACCCGGGCUCCCAACCCCGAUGGUCGCGAAGGGUCUCCCCCGCCUGCAGCCACACGGUCCUCUUUGGCGAGCCUGUUGUUGAACCUGAACACAAGCGCCCUUUCCAGUAUCUCCACAACUAUCGCCGGUACCGCGCGCUUCUUGGAACCUGGGUCUGAAGAGGAGGCCUGGUGCAAGAAGCAGCAUCUGGAGAACAACACCUUCGAGGAAGAGCUGGGCACUUUCGGGCAACAGUUGCAGCAGCAACCCGGUCAAAGACGGCCCAGUAUCUCAAUUGACAGCGAUGUCCGCGUCGUGACGGUUCAGGUGCGCGAGGGCCGCAUUGCAGACUGGAAGGGUGGCGUGAGGGAUUGGCAGUUGGUAUCGGAGGGUGAGGGCACGCAGGGAACGAUGGUUAAUGGCGUUGCGCCCGAGUAAUGCGCUUUGAAAUCUAUGCUAUUUUGUAUAUCAAACUUCAUGAGUGAACAAUCAAAUCUGGGAAAUUGCAAGCAAGCAAGCAAGCAAGCAGAUAUGCGAGUGUUGCAGACUACCUAGGUCCACUCAGUCAUCGGAAGUUUCAGCGCUCUCGGUUCCUGAAGAUCUCUGCAGACACGAUCUCGCAAUCAUGUUCCUGGACCAAUAUGG
Messenger RNA from Aspergillus piperis CBS 112811, 936 nucleotides. Its product is annotated as pyridoxamine 5'-phosphate oxidase family protein. NCBI's taxonomy places the organism in Eukaryota, Fungi, Ascomycota, Eurotiomycetes, Eurotiales, Aspergillaceae. Bases 1 to 729 code for a protein of 242 amino acids. Gene Ontology annotation, cellular component: cytoplasm; nucleus. The transcript is spliced from 2 exons. The record is from RefSeq and is a predicted model, not a curated record.